UGUAACUGUACUCUGUUGAUACCUGUCCAGGUCCAUGGUCUGGAUGCAGACACCUGGAAGAAGGUGGACGUUGUUCACAUCGACAUCGCAGACCGCAGUCAGGUGGAUACCAAGGACUACAAGCCGGAGGAGGACCCCUCUAAGUUUAAGUCAGUGAAGACUGGAAGAGGACCACUUGGACCAGACUGGAAGAAGGAGCUCCCUAAGAAGACAGACUGCCCACACAUGUGUGCCUACAAACUGGUGACAGUCAAGUUCAAGUGGUGGGGCCUGCAGAACAAAGUGGAGAACUUCAUCCAGAAGCAAGAGAAGCGUCUGUUUACCAACUUCCACCGUCAGCUGUUCUGCUGGAUCGACAAGUGGAUCGAACUCACUAUGGAGGACAUCCGUCACAUGGAGGACGACACACGCAAAGAACUGGACGAGAUGAGGGUGAAGGACCCAGUGAAAGGCAUGGUGGCACUGGAGGACUGAUGAGGCUUGAGGCAGACAGACAGACUGGCAGACAGACAGACUGACUGACCCUGCUGCUGAUCAGAACUGUAAACCUGACAGACACCAACGGAUUCAACGCUCCUCCUCUUCCUCCUCUUCCUCUCUCUCUGUCAACAGGGCUUGUCUGCCCCCCCCC
Salvelinus fontinalis (brook trout) is the source of this 631-nucleotide messenger RNA. RefSeq names its product phosphatidylinositol transfer protein alpha isoform-like. The record is from RefSeq and is a predicted model, not a curated record. Gene Ontology annotation, cellular component: cytoplasm. Gene Ontology annotation, biological process: phospholipid transport. NCBI's taxonomy places the organism in Eukaryota, Metazoa, Chordata, Actinopteri, Salmoniformes, Salmonidae. The annotation marks the transcript as partial. The transcript has 6 exons. Gene Ontology annotation, molecular function: phosphatidylcholine intramembrane carrier activity; phosphatidylcholine binding; phosphatidylinositol transfer activity.